Cooperia oncophora is the source of this 1254-nucleotide messenger RNA. Lineage: Eukaryota; Metazoa; Nematoda; Chromadorea; Rhabditida; Trichostrongylidae. The record is from the annotation of a GenBank genome assembly.
AUGAAAAGAAAUGAUUUCAGCGAGCCCUCUGUUGCGCAUCCGAUCAAUCAAAACGAAAGCGUACCCGGUGUUGCUUCUACGUCGGAUGCAGAAGAUGGAGAAGUUUUGCCGACGACUCCAUCGCUUUCACCCGCGAUUCAAGCUAAUUGGACAAGUCAAUUGAAGAAUGAUCUCGGAAUUGGAAUUGCCAGCCCUACCCGUCAACAGCAGUUUACCUCUGUGCACUCCCUCACAUCAGCGCCUGCUGGUGUUGAAUUUGUCACGGCAACAAUUCCUCCUGGACUUUCCGAUUAUCACUUUGGAUUUGUGGAUGGACCCCAGAACACAGAGAUCAACGCCUCGGCCGCCUCAGUGGCCAAUGCGAAUUCCGAAGUUUUAUUCUCUUCUGGUCGAACAACAACGAAUACAACCGGUGGAACGGUUCCACAAAAAGCAAACGAGGGUGAACGUCCAUUAAACGGUGAUUUCUCGUUGAAGGCGUCUCCACCGAUAUCACACUCCUAUGGGCAACAACAACAGCACAACACGAGGUCCUUAUCGUAUGCAGAUCCAUCAUCAGUGUCGUAUGCACCAACAACGCAACCAGAUCGUGGAGUUGGAUCCGGGAACAAGCCACCUGCACAAAUUCAUCAUCCACCACAACAAUCGGCUGCUCAUCAAGCACCCCAGCAGAUGUUCCCCACUCAAAUGCCAUACGGUUCAUAUCCAUACAUGAAUAUGAAUAUGUACAGUCCAGUAACAGUAACAGGUGUUCGAGCUGAGGAUCAAUAUGCUGCCCUCUAUGCUGCUAGUAUGCCAUUUGGAAUGGGUGUGGACUUGUCAGCUAUCUUGCCACCAACGACGCCAAUGUCUCAGGCUGGGGCCAAUCAACAACAUCCCGGAUCUACGCAGCAUCGAUCAGAUACGCACAAUCUUGUUGAUAUGAACAAGUUUGCAUCGGGAAAUACAAGAGAUGGCAGCGGUCAGCAACCAUCGAAUGUGGCUCCACCACCCGGUUUCGCAAAUCCAUCCUUUAUGCCGCAACCGGGAUUAUCGUCUCUAUUUUUACAACAACAAUUUCCACCACAUCCGUACUCGUUUAUGAUGCCAAAUGUGGGAUCAGGACGUCAGAUGUAUCCACAAGAAGACGAUCGCAAAUCAUACGAUAAGAUGGGAGGAGCGAAACAAGCGCAAGCGAAUCCUCCUCAACACUAUCACAAUGGUGGAUAUCUCAACAGCGGCCUCAAUAAGAAGCCCUAUAACUGGAACUCUUAA